AUGUCUUCAGAAAUAAAUGUCCUGCCUGCCACCGCUGAUGACUAUGAAGAGGUGAUGUCCAUCUCUGGUGGAAUAUACAAAGGAGUUGACUAUCUGCCUUAUAGAUACCAUGCAUGGCUGAAGGACCCUCGUCGGAGAAUGUUUCUGGCCAAAUGUGAUGGCAAAGUGGUUGGCUUCGAGUCGUUCUUGCUGGUGGAUGGUGGCGUUACGGCGGUGGUGGAAGGUCUUCGGGUAGCCCCCUGGAUGAGAGGACGAGGAGUGGCUGGCAUCAUUCAAAAAUAUUGCAUAGACACCCUGCGUUCAGACCACCCUGAGGUUACAACAGUCAGUCUGUCCCGUGCAGAGAAUCCUCCACCCUCCCUCCUGAAGAAGUACACCCUGAUCAGCUCCAAGGCUGUCAUAUCGGUGCUCCUUCCUUCUGACCAGUUUGAAGAAGGGCUCAAGUUGCUGGAAAGUCGGGUGGACAAUUCUGAAAGGUCCAUAAACCACUCUGUCCUUGGACAUACUGAGGUGCUGAAACUAUUUGAGGGGACGAAGAUAGAAGAAGAGCUGCUUCCUGGAGGAAGACUGGUUCAGGGUUGGCUUCCUCUGACCACCCAUAGAGCCAACCUGGAGCUACUUCUAGAACGGAAGAUCAUUUGGCUCUAUUCCCACCCAUGUGAUACUGGGGAUUUCCUAGUUUCCUCCAGUGAUAACACCACUAGUGACACCAGCAGAUCUUCCCCUCGGUUCCUCAGCCUUGGUACCCAUCCAUUCCCAAUUCCAUUUGCAAAGGGUGCUCACCGCUUGGACAUUGACAUGUUUGGAAAUGACCCGGCAUGUGCCAAGAGUCAUGUCCUUAAGCAAUUAAAGAUGGGGAUACAGGCACUGCCUGCAGGGGGCGAUAUAAUUUUCUUCAUGUUUGCAGAGGAGAGUCUCCGGGCUGUACUCAAUGACCUGUGUGAAGGGCUAACUCCAUUCAUUGUAGUGAGAGAACAGAUGGUGCUAGAUAUGGAAAUAUAG
Pseudophryne corroboree (corroboree frog) is the source of this 1002-nucleotide messenger RNA. RefSeq names its product probable N-acetyltransferase 16. The coding region runs from base 1 to 1002 and encodes 333 amino acids. The record is from RefSeq and is a predicted model, not a curated record. Lineage: Eukaryota; Metazoa; Chordata; Amphibia; Anura; Myobatrachidae. The transcript has 4 exons. Gene Ontology annotation, molecular function: acyltransferase activity, transferring groups other than amino-acyl groups.